AUGGACGCAACUGGAGCUCAAGAAUCCAAACUCUCCGGUAACCUCUCAAUCCUGACCAAGGUUGAUAAAUUGCGGGAGCUUAUUGGUACGCGAGUUGCACUGCCUCAACUUGUUGUGGUCGGCGAUCAAUCUUCUGGGAAAAGCUCUGUGCUCGAAGGCCUAACCGGAUUUGCAUUUCCUCGAGAUGCAGGACUUUGUACCAGAUAUGCUACUCAGAUUACGUGUCGUCGUGACAUAGAGGAGAGCAUCACUGUCUCUAUUAUUCCUCAUCAAGAGACAGGACCACCUGAACAGUCACUACUGAAGAGCUUCCGUCGCAGUCUGACUGAACUAGAUCCUGAGAACCUUGCCAAGCUUUUCGAAGCAGCAAACAAAGCUCUGGGAAUCCGUACAAGUACGAAUACUACUGCUAGUGACGGAUCAGCCUUGCCCACUUUUAGCGAGCAUAUACUCAAGAUCGAGAAACGUGGCCCACAAGAGGAGCAUUUCACCGUGAUUGACGUACCGGGGAUUUUUCGUAAUGAAACUGAAGGAGUGACUAGUGAGAGCGAUAUGGAGCUUGUCAUGAAUAUGGUGAAGACUUAUAUGAAGGAUAGCAGGACUAUUAUUUUGGCAAUCAUGCCCAGCAAUGUGGAUCCUGCUACUCAAGAAGUUCUCAAGUUGGCCAAAAAGGCCGAUCCUACCAUGGCAAGAACCAUGGCGGUCUUGACGAAGCCAGAUCUUGCGAUCGAGCGUACCAUCCAACAUAUCGCAAUUGAUCAUGUCUUGGGUAAGAGGAACGAUUUGACUCUCGGCUACUAUAUCGUCAAAAAUCGUGGACCGGAUGAUGUAGGUCUUUCCCUUCUUGGAGCUCUGAUUAAAGAGAAACAGUUUUUCUCCGAAGCUCCGUGGUCAGUUCUUCGAUCUACUAGAAAAACAGGCAUAGGUGCCUUGAAGGAACGGGUGCACGAAUUGCUUAGCGAUCUAAUCCGUAAAGAGUUCCCAAAGCUCAAGCUAGAUGUUCUUAAGGAAUUAGCAACAGCGAGGACGUCGCUCAAUCAGAUGGGACCGUCGCGGAGCAGCGCACACACACAGCGAGCAUUUCUGAAUAGAAUGUGUGAGAAGUUUCAAUCGCUCGCGCGAAAUGCGUUCAACGCUUAUUACAGUGGUGAUAAGCUUUUCUCAGAUAGACAUGAUCUAAGAUUGAUCACACAAGUUGUCAAGGCGAACGAGGAUUACUCCGAGGAGAUGCAGAGUUGUGGACAUACGAGGCCCUUUGCGAUCACAAACAACCUUGAAGGUUGGGAAACCCCACCACCGAGGCCAUCCCCACGUUCUCUGGGUACAAAAGACCAUCCCUUAGUCGACAAUCACCCCGAGCUUGAAGAAAUCAUAAACCUCACCGAUGUACCCUUGCCCGAGUUGAAUGGUGAAGAAGAUAUUAUGGACUACAUCGAAGAAGUCUACAAGACCAGCCGUGGACAAGACUUAGGCACCUUCAACGGAACCCUUGUUGCCACUUUGUUCAAGGAACAGGCCAAGAAAUGGGAAUCAAUCACGUUAUCCCAUAUGCGCAAAGUCAUUACCAUUGUGCAUCGUUUCAUCACGGAGGCGUUGAAGCAGAUAUGUCCCGACAACCAAGUUCUCGAGGAACUAUGGAAUGGAUAUCUGCUGGAUGAUCUUCAGAGAUCCUAUAGAAGGGCAUUGGAUCAUGCAAAGUACCUACUAGAGGUUGAAUUAGAUGGUGUUCCUCUGACACAGAACCACUAUUUUAAUGACAACUUACAGAAGGACCAAACAGACCGGCUCCUAUUGGCUCUGAAGAAAAUGGCAAUCGAAGCGACUCGUCCUACAGCGGAUGAUUGUGGAGAAAACAUCGGCCCUCCUGAGCGUGGUCUCUUCUUGACCCGUGCUUCACUCAGCAAUUUCUCGAUUGAUAUGGCCAACUCUGAGCACGCCCGACAAUACAUGCACGAUGUGCUCAAGAGCUACUAUAAGGUUGCACAAAAGCGUUUCGUCGAUGUUGUAUGCCAGCAAGCUGUGAAUCAUCAACUGCUGACGGGAAAGACAAACCCACUGGGCAUCUUCAGCACUGAGAUGGUGCUGGAAUUGAACGAGGAUCAGUUGGGAAUGAUUGCGGCUGAGGAUGCUCCUAUUAUCAUUCGGCGGGAAAAAUUGAGCUGUGACAUCAGAAACUUCGAGAGCGCAUUGGGAGUGUUGAAAGGCUCUGGAUGA
Truncatella angustata is the source of this 2214-nucleotide messenger RNA. RefSeq names its product P-loop containing nucleoside triphosphate hydrolase protein. The record is from RefSeq and is a predicted model, not a curated record. Gene Ontology annotation, molecular function: GTP binding; GTPase activity; microtubule binding. The transcript has 8 exons. Bases 1 to 2214 code for a protein of 737 amino acids. Gene Ontology annotation, cellular component: membrane; microtubule; cytoplasm. NCBI's taxonomy places the organism in Eukaryota, Fungi, Ascomycota, Sordariomycetes, Amphisphaeriales, Sporocadaceae.